AUGGGCGACGGCGCAGUGGAUGUGAUGGGGGAGACGACAGAGUCCCUGGAGUCGGUGCUGCAGAGCCUGCGGUGCCCCGGCUCUUGCGGCCGGCUGAUGGCGGCGCCCAUCCGGCUGUGCACGGAGGGCCACAGCGUGUGCGCGCGCCACCACCGUGGCGCCUGCCCGCUCUGCGGAGACCUCGUGCUCGAGCUGCGCGACUCGCGGCUCGAGGCGGUGGCGCGCGCCGUGCGCGCCGCGCCCUGCCAGAACCGCGCGCGCGGCUGCCAGUACCGCGCAGGCCUCGACGCGCUCGUGCGCCACCAGCGCUGCUGCGACGCGCGCCUCGCGCCCUGCGCGCUGCCCGGCUGCGCGUGGCGCGCGCCUCCCCACCACCUGGCCGCGCACGUCGCCGACGCGCACGCUGACCGCGCACUGCCCGCCGGCUGCCACCUGGACGCGGGCACGCUGCUGCGCGUCGACCGCGGCCACCGGCUCGUCGUCGCCGACUCGGGAGACGUCUUCGUCUUCCGCUACCGGCUCGACUCGGGCGGCGCUCGCCUGCUCGCCGCACUGCACUACGUCGGCCUGCACGAGAACGCUUCCAACUUCCGGUUCAGCUUCGAACUGACGUCUGCAGCGGGCACGGUGAGGCAAGUGCUGCCCGUCGCACCGGCGCCCGAAGACGGACCUCUCCCGGAGGACGAGCCCUUCUGCCUGGAAAAGAGUGCCGUCGUGGAAGGUGAGGAGCUGCUCAGAAUCCUCAAUGACGCCGAUGUCAAAUGUGUUGUCAGAGUGAGACAGGUGAAAUGCCUCAGUGCUCUUCCCAGCAGAAGGACUUCUGUGCCCUGGUUCUGACGACAGUGAUCAAAGACCUAAUAACUUUUAAAUACAUUAUGGGAGUGACAGUGGUCAAUGUGUUAUAAAUAUUUACUAUCAAAAACAGUCUUGAUCACAAUUUAUUUAUU
Messenger RNA from Schistocerca americana (American grasshopper), 947 nucleotides. RefSeq names its product E3 ubiquitin-protein ligase SIAH1B-like. Gene Ontology annotation, cellular component: cytoplasm. The coding region runs from base 1 to 837 and encodes 278 amino acids. The transcript has a single exon. Gene Ontology annotation, biological process: proteasome-mediated ubiquitin-dependent protein catabolic process; multicellular organism development. The record is from RefSeq and is a predicted model, not a curated record. Lineage: Eukaryota; Metazoa; Arthropoda; Insecta; Orthoptera; Acrididae. Gene Ontology annotation, molecular function: ubiquitin conjugating enzyme binding; ubiquitin protein ligase activity; zinc ion binding.